Molecule: messenger RNA, 2883 nt
Organism: Colletotrichum karsti
Lineage: Eukaryota; Fungi; Ascomycota; Sordariomycetes; Glomerellales; Glomerellaceae
Exons: 3
Coding region: 1-2883 (960 amino acids)
Biological process (GO): organelle fusion; endosome organization; vesicle-mediated transport
Cellular component (GO): endosome; HOPS complex
Molecular function (GO): protein-macromolecule adaptor activity
Source: RefSeq, a predicted model, not a curated record
AUGGCCCUCAAUCCGUCCGACGGCUUCGCCGCCGGCAACGGGGUGCUCGACCUGGACGACGUCGCGUUGCCCAUGUUCAUCGUCGAGCGAGUCCAGCUUCAGUUCUCCAUCGCCGCCGACUUCGUCGCCGCGCAGGUAGCGAACAACGUCCUCGUCCUGGCGCUCUCCAACGGACGCAUCCUGCGUAUCGAUUUGAACAGACCUGAAGACAUCGAUGACAUCGAUCUCCCCAAGAAACCCUCGGAAAUCGGCGUCAUUCGCCGCAUGUUCCUCGAUCCGACGGCCUCGCAUCUCCUCAUCUGCACGGCGCUCGGCGAGAACUACUACCUCCACUCCCAACACAAGCAUCCCAGGGCGCUCGCCCGCCUCCGAGGCGUCUCGAUUGAAAGCGUCGCCUGGAACCCUUCGCUGCCGACCGCCUCGACCCGCGAGAUCCUCCUCGGUGCCUCGGACGGCAACAUCUACGAAGCCUUCAUCGAGACGACGUCGGAGUUUUACAAAAAGGACAUUAAGCUCAAGAACCUACACAAGCUACCCGAUGGGCCGAUCACGGGUCUUUGGGCCGACACGCUCCCCGGCCGGGCAGACAUGCGGCGAGUGCUGAUUGCAACGCAAAGCCGGCUCUUCUAUCUGGCUGGCAAGGUCGGCAGCGGCCACGACAGCGGUGGAUCGAUCUAUACGAAACUGUUCGAGUCAGAACAACCCACGAUCCACGAGCUAUCGCGCUCCUCCGGCGCAGCGGCAUCGGCGCUGGUGGUCUCGCCGGACCCUCCCGACCAGAACCCGUAUGAGGAUGAGACGCGUGAGAGAGCUUACGCGUGGUUGUCCGCGCAAGGCGUCUUCCACGGGCAGCUUGCCGCUAAUGCGGAAGGCAGCAAGAUUUUCAGCGAGUCUAGCCUGUUGCCUCGUUCGCAGCUCGGCUCGUCUGACGGGCCAGGCAGACGCAAUACCACGGCAGACUUCAUUGAGGCGAUUGCGUUGACGCAGUGGCACAUUGUCAACCUCAUUGGCGGCCGCGUGGUCGCCACGAAUCGUCUGACCGGUGAGGUCGUAUAUGACCAGACUGUCUUGGAGCCGGGGCAAAAAGCACUGAGCUUGUGUGUCGAUAUACAGAAGAACACCUUCUGGAUGUUCACAGGGCAGGAGAUCUUUGAGGUCGUUGUGAACGAGGAGGAUCGCAACAUCUGGCAGAUCAUGCUCAAGCUGCAGCAGUUCGAUGCCGCGUUGCAGCAUGCGAAGACACCCCUUCAAAGGGAAACGGUAGCCACCGCCUAUGGUGACCACCUGGUGAAGAAGCGUCAGUUCAUGGACGCGGCCGCGGUUUAUGGACGCAGCAACAAGCCAUUCGAAGAGGUCGCUCUUACGUUCAUCGAUUACGCUGAGCCUGAUGCGUUGCGAAAGUACCUCUUGGCCAAAUUGGCCACUUUGAAGAAGGCAGCAAUUAUGCAAAGAAUCAUGAUUGCAAGCUGGUUGGUGGAGAUCUUCAUGGCCAAGCUUAACUCGUUGGACGACACGAUCAUCACCCAAGCCGAGCUGGCGGACGGCCUCAACCCAGCACAAUCGAGAGAACAGCUCCGAGCUGUCCAGAGCGAAUUCCAAGAGUUCGUCAAUAAGUACAAGACGGACCUCGACCGCCGAACAGCAUACGAUGUUAUCAGCAGUCACGGCCGCGAGCAGGAGCUUCUCUACUUCGCCAACGCUGUCAACGACUAUAACUAUGUGUUGUCGUACUGGGUCCAACGCGAGAGGUGGGAUGAGGUACUGAAGGUUCUCAAGAAGCAGACCGACCCUGAGGUGUUCUACCGGUACAGCACGGUGCUUAUGACGCACGUCGCUACGGAGCUAGUCGAAAUUCUCAUGCGGCAUUCGGACCUCAAGCCCCGGAAGCUGAUCCCGGCGCUUCUCGAGUACAACCGCAACUUCGAGGGCAGCUUGCUGCAGAACCAAGCCAUUCGGUACCUGCAAUAUGUCAUCAUUCAGCUCAAUUCCAAGGACUCCGCGGUUCACAACACGCUAAUUUCGAUUUACGCAUCCCAUCAGUCUAAGGACGAGGCGGGCUUGCUGUCAUAUCUCGAGUCCCAGGGGCCUGAGCCAAAUUACGAUCCGGACUUCGCCCUCCGUCUGUGCAUUCAGCACCACCGGACGCUUUCUUGCGUCCACAUCUACACCAGCAUGGGCCAGUACCUGCAGGCCGUUGACCUGGCGCUGUCGCACAACGAGGUCGACUUGGCGUCGGUCAUCGCAGACAGGCCGAUGAAUGACCCGCCUUUGCGGAAGAAGCUGUGGCUCGCCGUGGCCAGGAAAGUAAUUUCGCAGUCGAACGGCAUCAAGACGGCGAUUGACUUCCUCAAGCGGUGCGAGCUGCUCAAAAUCGAGGAUCUCAUUCCCUUCUUCCCUGACUUCGUAGUCAUUGAUGAUUUCAAGGAGGAGAUUUGUACUGCGCUGGAGGACUACAGUCGCAAUAUUGAUGGGUUGAAGAAGGAGAUGGACGAGUCAUCCCAAACGGCGACUAACAUCAAGAUUGACAUUGCCGCGCUCGACCACCGGUAUGCUAUCGUCGAGCCGGGAGAGAAGUGCUACGUCUGCGGGCUGCCGCUGCUCAGCCGGCAGUUUUUCGUUUUCCCCUGCCAGCACUCCUUCCACUCUGACUGUCUGGGCAAGAGAGUGCUCGAACAGGCUGGCGUGGGUACGAGCAAGAGGAUCCGGGAGCUCCAGGUACAGAUUAGCAAGGGCCUGGUCAGCGGGACCAGGAGGGAAGCUAUGAUCACCGAGUUGGAUUCGUUGGUGGCGUCUGCAUGUAUUCUUUGCAGCGAGUUCGCCAUUAAGAGGAUUAAUGAGCCGUUUGUGACGCCGCAGGAUAACCUGAACGAAUGGAGGAUCUAG